This is a messenger RNA of Hermetia illucens (black soldier fly), 2199 nucleotides long. It is a transcript of the gene Tssk, whose product is annotated as testis-specific serine/threonine-protein kinase 3. The record is from RefSeq and is a predicted model, not a curated record. The coding region runs from base 565 to 1515 and encodes 316 amino acids. Gene Ontology annotation, biological process: intracellular signal transduction; microtubule cytoskeleton organization; protein phosphorylation. Gene Ontology annotation, molecular function: protein serine/threonine kinase activity; tau-protein kinase activity; ATP binding. The transcript has a single exon. NCBI's taxonomy places the organism in Eukaryota, Metazoa, Arthropoda, Insecta, Diptera, Stratiomyidae. Gene Ontology annotation, cellular component: cytoplasm.
UGCACCUAUCCGAAUCCAAAGUAGGCCUAUGUCAUUUUUCCACAUAGAGAAUAAUAAACGGGGAAAACAAAAAUUGCCAGUAUGACAAUUUUAGUUUGAAUUGUUGUUCCCGACACGAAUAUAUUAGUAUGCACGGCAAAAAUUAUUAGUAACAGCAAUAUUUCCCAAAAAUUUAAAGUUGUGUAUUUUUCGUUACAAUUUUCCUUUUUUUUUCUGUUUUAAAACGACACACCUUAACGAUUUUGAGAAUCGUUCGUCGUGGUCGUCGUGAUCGUUGUUGCUGAUCUGCCACCCUUUUUUUUGAGGAAGAAGGAAGAGAAGAAGAACGGAGUUAUUGGAAAAAUUGAAGCUUUUCUGAAUAUUCGCCAAAAAAGAUAAGGAAGAAAAUCGACCUAGAAGAGAACCAAGAGAGCACAAGAAGAGAAGUUUGUGAUUUCAAAGUACAGAAGGGAAAAGUUGUGUGCUGGAAGCUCGAUGAGAGCUGUCGCUAGACUUUAGUUGAAAACGGCGGCCAUACUUUCCAAAUAUACCGAAUCCAGGAAGGUAGUUUUGGCCAACAAAAUUAUGCCAACUCAAAAUAAUGGCCGUGGCUUGUAUGCUCGCAGCUCCGACAUUGAGGCCCUCUCACAGAGAGGAUAUAGUAUUGGGCGCAAGAUUGGGCGAGGAAGCUAUGCUACCGUGAUAACAGCUCAAUAUGUGGACGAGAAUGACAAGCGUGUCAGUUUGGCCUGCAAGGUAAUUGACAAGAGUAAAGCUCCGCCCGAUUUCUUAGAAAAGUUUUUCCCCCGCGAACUAGACAUUGUUACCAAGAUUGAGCACCCAUACAUAAUCCAGAUCCACAGUAUCUUGCAAAGAGGUCCGAAGAUAUUCAUUUUCAUGCGCUACGCAGAAAAUGGCGAUCUACUGGAUUAUAUUAAAAGCCACGGCCCCAUUAGUGAGAUACAGGCGAAAGUUUGGUUUUCCCAGAUGGUGAGAGCCUUGCGCUAUCUCCACUCGAAGGAGAUAUCUCAUCGUGACCUCAAGUGUGAAAAUAUCCUGCUGAGCAAGCGUAUGAACAUCAAAUUGGCCGAUUUCGGCUUCGCACGCUACUGCUCGGAUAGCGAUGGCAACAAGGUCAUGUCUCAGACCUAUUGUGGAUCAGCAGCGUACGCAGCACCGGAAGUGGUCAAGGGGACUCCAUACGACCCGAAGCUGGCCGAUGUGUGGUCAUUGGGUAUAAUUUUGUUUAUUAUGUUGAACGCUAAAAUGCCAUUCGACGAUUCCAAUCUCCACAAGCUGCUGGAGGAUCAGCAAAAUAAGAGGUUUAUAUUUCGCCAGAAGGUUGCUGAACGAAUAUCGGCCAAUGCAAAGGCCAUGGUUAAUGUCCUGCUUCAGCCUGAGUCGCAUAUGCGCUGGACCCUAGAAUUAGUCCUGAAUAGUAGAUGGCUGCGCAAGGAGGACGAUGAAGAAAUGCCACCGAGUGUUACUCGUGACGAAGAACUUAGUAGUAUCUCGGAAAAUGCGAAAGAAGUUUAAUUUUAUCCAAUGAAAAAACAAGGUGCAGAAGAAAACCCUCGGGAGGGGGGGCGUAGUGAAAAUUACUGGAACGGUGGACGACAGACCAGACCUUUAAUCGACCACUGGAAAAGAAGCUUACCACUUGCCUUUAGAUCCUCCAAAUAAACAGCAAAAGCCUCAACACCAAUCGAAAUAUUUUUCGAGCUAGAAACAAGGACAUUGUGGAAGGGAUGGCGAAAGGUUGAGCAAUAGCGAAAUUGUGGAUUCUCCAUCUCAUCUUGACCAAACACAACUUUUCCACAACUGUAGAUGAAACGCCCAUUCUUUACGAGAGACCAGCAUGAAGGCAAAACGGCCCAAACGAAUUAACGAAUAAGCAACGCAAACACAAGGAUUAAUACACCAAACUUGAAACUUUUCCAUUGACGAAUAUUGUCCAUUAUAUGUUUUGAGAGAAUGAUGAAGCUACGAACAUUCUAACAAACAAAUUCAAACUCACGCAAGUCCAAUCUAAUCAUUCAGAUGAAUUGAUCAAAAGUAAAUUAAUCGAAAAAAAAAUUAUUAUUUCUGCUUUUGAUUUCUAGUUUAAUCAUACUUUAUUUUUUUGAAUCUUUUUUUUUCCUGAAUUGUAUCAUGAAAUUAUAUUGUGUCUAUUAUAAGUGUCAUUUUUUCAGUAUUGAUAAAAGAAGAGUUAUUUUGAAA